CAGCACGCACUGGUUGUUUCUUCCCCUCAUCGUCCUUGACGUUUGGGUGCUCGUGAUGGCAAUCGGCGUCGACCUCGUCAUUUCCUUUCGAACCAGUCAACGCACCAGUCGAUCCAAACAACAGACCCGACUCGAAGUCACGAAAGCAGAAGAGCAAUACAAACUUCUCAUUCGAUUCCUUACUUCUGCUGGCUUUAGUGCUGUUGGAAGACGUGGCGACUCUCUUGGACACAUCCUGGUUUUUGUUUCAUGUCCAGAGCAGUUGUUGAGGGACCUUGUAAAGAGUGAACGCGACUCGGAUUUUCUUCAUGGACUACCUGUCACCCCAGUUACUCAAUCUGCUGCUGCUGCAUUGCCAAUCGCCCCAGCAGACCGGUUGCGUCUCGUUCAUGCCCGCAUCACUUCUUCUCCAGCUGACGGUGGUCUUGGCAUAAACCCCGAAGCAAAGCAAUGGAGCCUCGUCGAAUCCAUUAUUGUACUACAUGACCGAGAGUUUAACGAACAGUGGAUACACGCAUGGACAACAAAGAGGAUUGGUGUGUCUGUGGUAGGACUAGAACGGCUUCGACAACAGUUCGGCGAAUCUGUAGCCCUAUAUUUUGCAUUCCUAGAUUCCUACACCCGAGCCCUUGUCAUCCCUGCCGUACUCGGUCUAUCUUUCUACUUUUUCGGCGACCCAUAUUCUCCUCUAUACUCAUCCCUAUUGGUUCUAUGGUCCAUAGGCUUCGUCGAGUGGUGGCGUGUCCGCGAACGGCUCAUUUCUGUGCGUUUUGGUACUCAAGGUUCCCAGAAAGUUGAAAAACGCAGAGUCAACAUCGAUCCUCGCGAGAAACCACGGUGGUGGGAUCGUGAACUUCGCAUGCUCUCCAGUGUUCCCGUUAUUCUCGCGUUUGCGACUAUCCUCGGCCUUUUGAUGACCGCUAUCUUCCUUUUCGAAGCGUUUGUGACACAACUCUAUACUGGUCCAGGCCAGAAGCUUGUGUCACUUUCGCCCACUGUCCUUUUUGUCGUUUUGGUUCCUCGCAUUGUAUCCAUCUUCCAAGCCUGCGUUCAAUGGUUCACGGAGUGGGAAAGACACGUCCAUCAUUCGACUCACGACGCGUCUCUCACAUUGAAAACGUUCAUCUUCACCGCUCUUGUUGCAUACCUUGGACUAGCUCUGAGCGCAUUUGUGUAUGUCCCCUUUGGAGAAGGGGUCAUGCGUAUUGUGCAGCUGUGGUUGUACAAAUCUACUGCAACGAUAUCCGAUGAUGUCGAUGCCUCUAGCACUAGUACCUCAGCUGGGGGGAUUUGGAAUAUCAAUUCGGAAUACAAGUUGAACCCGGGACGGUUACAAGGACAAAUGUUCGCUUAUACGGUCACGAACCAGAUUGUGAAUACGUUUCUGGAGGUUGGGAUGCCGUUUAUUCUGCGGAAGAUCAGUAAAACGAAAAGCGAAAGGGAUUCUUCUUCCUCGAAGAAAAAAGUCGUCUUCGAAGAUGAAAACCCCAAGUCUGGGAAAGAAGAAAAAGACCUCCUUGACGUCGCACGCGAACAAGUCGGGUUACCUCCUUACGAUUUGUUUGGGGAUUACAGCGAGAUGGUGAUACAGUUUGGGUAUGUUGCGCUUUGGUCUACGAUUUGGCCUUUGGCACCUGUGAUGGCGUUGGUUAAUAAUGUGGUGGAGAUGAGGAGUGAUGCGUUUAAGAUUACGGUUCAUGCGAGGAGGCCUGUACCGGUUAGGACGGAUUCGAUUGGGGUUUGGGUUCAGGCGAUGAGUUUUUUGAGUUGGGUUGGGGCGUUGACGAAUUCGGCGUUGGUGUAUCUGUUUUGUCCGCGCCUGGGUGAGGUGGGGGCGCUUUCGAUGGUGGAGAAGGUGCAUAGGCAGUUGGUAGAUGCUGCGUUUGCUGCUGCUGGUGCCAAAGGCAAAGGGGAAAAGAUGGAUUCUCCGGGGGAUAAGUUGUGGAAUGAAGGAGCUAACGUAACGUUGGAGCUUCUUACGACGGCGUUGUUGGUGGCGUUAUUGGCGAGUCAUGUGUGGUUGCUCGUUAGGGUUGUGGUUAGACAUGUUGUGGAGAGGGUUGUUUGGAAAGAGAGCAUGGAGAGGAUGGAAAGAGAGAAGGAGGAUAGGAGGAUUAAAGAGGCGUUUUUGAAGGGGAUGGUGACAGCUUCUUCUUCAACGGUGACAGCCCAAGACAUGGUUGAAAAGAGUGGAUUUUGGGAAUAUGAAGAGGGUGUUGACGAGAUCCGGAGGAUUUUGAAGGAGGCGUGAGCGUCGGACUAUGGGACUCGAGUACUAUGCAUGGUGUUCCAGGAUGUAUUCUGAUUAUCGUAAAUACAUAGUAAAUACUAUAGACGAA
Messenger RNA from Marasmius oreades (fairy-ring Marasmius), 2339 nucleotides. RefSeq lists its product as uncharacterized. The transcript is spliced from 4 exons. NCBI's taxonomy places the organism in Eukaryota, Fungi, Basidiomycota, Agaricomycetes, Agaricales, Marasmiaceae. Gene Ontology annotation, biological process: chloride transmembrane transport. Gene Ontology annotation, cellular component: cortical endoplasmic reticulum. Gene Ontology annotation, molecular function: chloride channel activity. The coding region runs from base 56 to 2251 and encodes 731 amino acids. The record is from RefSeq and is a predicted model, not a curated record.